This is a messenger RNA of Thermothielavioides terrestris NRRL 8126, 1362 nucleotides long. RefSeq lists its product as uncharacterized. The transcript is spliced from 2 exons. The coding region runs from base 133 to 1236 and encodes 367 amino acids. Lineage: Eukaryota; Fungi; Ascomycota; Sordariomycetes; Sordariales; Chaetomiaceae. The record is from RefSeq and is a predicted model, not a curated record.
GUGUCACAGUCAGAUCCCUGCUUGCCUUGCAGUUGAGUUGCCUGCCAAGACCCAUGGGUUGUUCUUCCAACAACCGCCUCCGCACCACGGGUUGUGUACGCCGGCCCAGCAGCGGCCGCAACGCUCUACGCUAUGGCUGCGUCUGGAAUCAUAGACCCAACGAAGGCCGGCAAAUACCCGGUCAUCCUCAGUGACGCCUUGCUGGGCAAGCCUUCCAAAGAGACGUACACCGGCAUUCGAUACAACUACCGACCGCCGCUCUCGUCAGACACUGCCCCAGAGACAGCACGCCUCAAGAAGUCUCCCAAAGAUGAAUCCUACGAUCUCGACUUCGAGGACCAAGGCGACAAGUACCAAUACAGUGGCAUCCGCACAAGCAACGAUGGCAACUACGUGCUCCUCUUCGACCCUGCGCGCAAGGCCUUUGUGCUUCACCGCGUCGACUCUACAUUUCAUAUGAAUCUCACCCGCACGCCGACGGACAGCAGCGCCGAGAGCCUACGCAAGCAGUUCCCUCACCUCGAAGUUAAGAGCGGCAGCCCUGCCAAGAAGCCAAGGGCCAAAGCCACAGAGAAAGCCCGUGCCGCCAAGGCCACGCCGACAAGAGCAAAGGAAGGCAACAGAGCUCCCCAAGGCUCAUCGAAGCCGGCACGCGGCGGCGAGCCCGAGAAAACCCAAGAGACGCUGUUGACGCUGCCUGAUGUCAACGCAACCCCGCCCACCUCUGCCUCGCCGCCAUCACAGCAGGCAGAGAAGAAAGCAAAGCGUCCGGCUCUCUCACCGGUCGAUUCGGAAGAGGAUGACGACGACGACGGCGACGAUGUGCUGACGCUCGAAAUCCCGCGCGGCAACCCGGCCGCCUUCGGGCCCACCAGCAACUUUUCUACAACCUUCAGGCCCUUUUCUGAACUCGCCCGGGAGAUGGCAGGGGACCCAGAGGGCCAGGAGGAGUUGGAGGAAGGUUAUGAGGAAGGGGACGAGUACGAUGAGAACGACGAGGACGACGACGAUGAGCCGCCCCGCCGGCCGCCCAUUCCGGCCAGGCCCUCCAAGACGGAGAGCCCCGUCGCUGUCGAGCCGGAUCGAUACACGUUUGAUGACGGCGAUGAGGAUUCUGAUGAAGCUGGAGGAAAUGAAGCACUCGAUCAGGACUUUGGCGAGCUUGAAGCCGAGUUGGAGAGGGAGUUACAGAACGAUGGUAACGGGAGUGAUAGCUCCGUCAGUGAGGAGGAGUGAGCUGUCCUCCGUUACGAAAAAGAACAAAGCAAGGCUCCAUUGCCCGGUUCUUAUGGCUUUAGUAAGGGGCAGGUGCGUAAGGCGUUCUCGGUUUACAGACACAACGAUUGGCGUCGGAAGAUACAG